This is a messenger RNA of Morchella sextelata, 364 nucleotides long. RefSeq lists its product as uncharacterized. The record is from RefSeq and is a predicted model, not a curated record. NCBI's taxonomy places the organism in Eukaryota, Fungi, Ascomycota, Pezizomycetes, Pezizales, Morchellaceae. The annotation marks the transcript as partial. The transcript has a single exon.
AUGCCCGUAACACAACGGUAUACUGCUGAGUCGGGUAUGGAUGAAGUUUCUCGGAUUGAGGCUUUGAUGGAAGGAAUUAAUGCGGAACUCGAUGAAUCAAUGAUACACCAUGAUACUCCUGCGACGGUAAACGCCUGUGCGACACUUUUGCAACGGUUGGACAAUCGCCGUCGAGCGGCAGAAGCUAAACAAGGGAGUAAAAAGUCUUGGAAUGUUACCACUACUCCGACCCCUCGUCCCCCACCAGCGAAUCCUGUUUCUGCUCCCCGUGCUGCCGCCCCAGUCGCCAAUGUACCUGUUACUGAAAGUCAUCCCUCAUCCCGCCUGGGAGGUGAUGUACCAAUGGAUCUAUCUGGAGGACGCC